This is a messenger RNA of Notolabrus celidotus (New Zealand spotty), 2943 nucleotides long. It is a transcript of the gene cblc, whose product is annotated as Cbl proto-oncogene C, E3 ubiquitin protein ligase. The record is from RefSeq and is a predicted model, not a curated record. Gene Ontology annotation, cellular component: membrane raft; plasma membrane. Gene Ontology annotation, biological process: negative regulation of epidermal growth factor-activated receptor activity; cell surface receptor signaling pathway. The transcript has 13 exons. Bases 660 to 2429 code for a protein of 589 amino acids. Gene Ontology annotation, molecular function: phosphotyrosine residue binding; ubiquitin protein ligase activity; SH3 domain binding. Lineage: Eukaryota; Metazoa; Chordata; Actinopteri; Labriformes; Labridae.
AAAACCAACCUGUUUAGCUGGCUGCAACCAGGAAACCAAUCAAAGGGUGCACUGAGAAGAAACAGAGAGAGGGAGCGAGAGAAGAUGACAUUAAGACAGAGACUUAAAGACGAGACAACAACAUUUCAGCCAUUAACAGAGAUCAAGUUUUUGCUGUGCCGUGAGUAGAUGUCUCAGCUCAGUUGACUCUGGGAGUUUUAAAUGAUUGUACCUACAACAUAAAAUUUGGAAGAGAGGCAACAGGUGGACCAGAUUGGCUAUUAAGGGAAGAAAUGCUCAUCUGAGUGCAUGUUUAACGAUGCUGUGGUCAAACUUACUGCCAUUGGUUGGAUAAUGGGAUGCUGAAGGAUUGAUAUGGAUCAAGAGUGGAUGCUGUAUUACAAGGCUAGGAUGUGUGCUUUUCAAAGUAAGCAGGGAACUCACAAAAAUCACUUCAAGGACCACAAAGACCAGCAUGAAGAUUCAAAAACUUGAUCUCAUAUCAAUAGCUCCUCCUUAUUUUGCUCAUAAACAUUUACACAUACAAAAACUGAGCUUUCACAUCUCUAGGUAACAGAAGGACCACCGCUAUUAUUUAUUGUCCCUCCCCUACGCAUGCAAAUAGCCUCACAUUUAAGGGUACUUUUGUUUCACAUCAAUAUUGAACACACAACAUAGUAAUGAUGGCGACAGCAGGUUCAGGAGCCUCCAAGAACCCGAGAUCCAGCUCCCAACCCCCUACCAGUGGAGACCGUCGGCUGGUGGACAAGGCCCUGAAAAGGCUGGAGAAACUCCACGAGCUGUGCACCAAUCCCCGGCUCAGCCUGAAGAACAGUCCACCAUACCUGCCUGAUCUGGUAUCUGAAACAUCGAAGUUGCUUGUGCAGGUUUGGGAACCUUACAGAGGCCCCAAGGCAGCAGGUGGCCUGGUUCCCCGGGGAGACGAGGCCAAGUACCUCAGAGUCCAUGUCAGAAACCUGCUGGAUAAGACGGACAGGGCCGUGCUGCUGUUUAAAGAAGGACGGGACAAGAUAUUCGAGGAGACGUCCAGCUACAGACGGAACUUGACCAAACUAUCUCUGCUGUUCAGUCACAUCCUCUGGGAGCUAAAGACCAUGUUUCCAGGGGGCGGGUUUCAGGGUGACGCCUACAGAGUGACCAAGACCGAAGCUGAGGAGUUUUGGAGGAAUUCAUUUGGCAACAAGUGUAUAGUGCAGUGGAACAGCUUUAAAGAGAAGCUGCAGGGUGCACAUGCAUUUGAGGAGGGUAUGGAGUCCAUGGCGCUGAAAUCAACGAUCGAUCUCACCUGUAAUGAUCACAUCUCUGUGUUUGAGUUUGACAUCUUCACUAGACUGUUUCAGCCCUGGAGGUCACUCAUUAGGAACUGGAACCAGCUAGCCGUGACUCAUCCGGGCUACAUGGCCUUCCUCACCUAUGACCAGGUCGUAGCUCGUCUGCAACACUACCUGCAACGGCCAGGGAGCUACAUUUUUCGUCUGAGCUGUACAAGAAUGGGCCAGUGGGCUAUUGGCCAUGUGACCAAUGAAGGUAACAUCAUCCAGACCAUCCCACAGAAUACACCUCUGUACCAGGCACUCAUCCAGGGCUUCAAGGAAGGCUGCUACUUGUACCCAGAUGGUCGUGAUGUGAACCCCGACCUGACGAGCUUGAGCGAGCCGGCCCAGAAGGGCAAAGUGAAAGUUUCAGAAGAGCAGUACGAGCUUUACUGUGAGAUCGGCAGCACCUUCCAGCUGUGCAAGAUCUGUGCAGAGAGGGAUAAGGACACACGUAUCCAGCCCUGUGGACAUCUCCUGUGCAAACCCUGCCUAAUAGGCUGGCAGCAGAAGUCAGCUGGCCACACCUGCCCGUACUGCCGCUGCGACAUCAGGGGAACAGAAUCCAUCCUCGUUGAGCCCUUCCUUCCAAGCAGCGGCCAUUGGGAGGAUGAGGAUGAGGAUGAUGCAGAGGAGGCUGACCAUGAGGACAUUGAACUGAUGGUCAAGGAGAUGGCUGCCCUGAGGAAGUUCUCCAGUUUGGAUUAUCAGUUUCCCAGCUCCAGUGUCUCCAGUGUCUCCAGUGUGGCCAGUGUCGCUGCUCCACCACUGCCCCCUAAAAACAGCACUAUCCCACGCUGUCCAUCUCCCCCCAGCCAAUCACAGACAGGUGAAUCUAAGAUGCAGUCAAAAAGCUCCCACUCUCAUUCGCAGAAUCCCAGUGGAAAUGAAGCAAGUAGAAGGCACAAAAAGCACACAAGACCUAACAGUGCUGAAUUCCUCACUGAAGCAAAGCUUUCUUCUUCUCCAAAUGAAAGUGCCGGUGCAGUAGCAUGGCUCGGACCCUCCAGCCCUGUCAAACAGAGACAAAGACAUAGAGAGAAAGAGGAACGGAGAGCCGGAGCCAGAAAAGACAAAUGUAGUUUGGGAGAGAUGGCCAGAACAAUGUCUUCUUGAUCGAAACACAACCCCUGCAAUCUACAGACUCUGUAAUUGAAGUGACACGUCCACAAAUCCGUCCUCAAAGAAUGUAAAAACUGUUUUUAGUGUCAUUUAGAAAGCAGCCUUGUAUGCUGGGAUGAAUGGGUGAGACUGUCAGGAAGGUUUCUUAGUUAGGCCUCCUCCUGUUCAAUAAUCACACUGCCAUUAUCACCACAGUAGGUUCAGUACUGAUUCCUAAAUAUAGUGUCACUCAGUCUUUUUUAUCAUUAAAGCAUUGUCUGAGCCUCAUGAGUAUAACAACAUUGAAGAGGAGGGUUGAUAGUUGAAAAUGUCACUAUAUAAACAAAUGUAGAUACAAUUAUUUUAAUUUGUGUUAAAUCAAUAGAAAUAUGCUACCUCGUCAAUUUAAACCAUGCCAUAAUGUUUGUUUUUAUAAACAAGUUAUAGGAGUAAAUAAAGGCCUCUGUUUAGCUCAAACAGUCUCAAGAAGUAAUCAAAUCAAACCAAUAAACUCAGAAGUGACACAUGC